Messenger RNA from Petromyzon marinus (sea lamprey), 2269 nucleotides. RefSeq names its product leucine rich repeat containing 57 (gene LRRC57). Gene Ontology annotation, molecular function: protein binding. The record is from RefSeq and is a predicted model, not a curated record. Gene Ontology annotation, cellular component: cytoplasm. NCBI's taxonomy places the organism in Eukaryota, Metazoa, Chordata, Hyperoartia, Petromyzontiformes, Petromyzontidae.
GGCGCUGUUGCCGCCCUGAGUCCGCGAGGCUUCGCAGGCUCCAGGCCGCGGCUCCCUCAUCCUCCUGCUGCCGCCGUCGCUGCUGCCGCUACUCGCUCGGCUGCUGCUGCUGUUGUUGCUGUGUUGCUGCUGUUGUUGUUGCUGCGUCUCCUCUCCAAGACGAACCUGAAUGUAGCGCCGACGGCUUUUGAGGCCGCUGUGGGGGCUGGAGGCGUGGGGGCGGCCCUGGCCGCUCAGCGCCGUCUCCUAGCGGCCUGCGCGGCCUAGCGGGACCCGAGCGGCCUCGCCUGUGACCGGAGCCUUCCUCGCCUGCGCGGGAGGCCGGCGUUGCCGAGGGCACAGGCAUGGGGAACAGCGCCCUGAAGGCCCACUUGGAGACCGCGGAGAAGACGGGGGCCUUCCAGCUCACGGGCAAGGGCCUGAGCGAGUUUCCAGAAGAUCUGCAAAAGUUGGCGAAGAACCUGCGGACUGUGGACCUGUCCCACAACAAGAUCCCGGCAUUGUCUUCCUUUGUUGGGGAGUUCCAGGUGCUGAGAAGCCUCACGCUGAGCAACAACCGUCUGACCAGCCUUCCCGAGGAACUGUGCAAGGUGAAGAAGCUGGAGUCGAUCCACGUGAACAACAACCUGCUUAGGAGCCUUCCCUCCAGGCUGGACCAACUGUGCGCCCUCAAGACCCUCUGCCUGUCCGGCAACCAGCUGACGGCCUUCCCCCUGCAGCUGUGCUCACUGCGUCAUCUGGACCUUGUCGACCUGUCCAGAAACAAGAUCCAGGCUGUGCCCGAUGGCAUUGGGCAGCUGCAGGCUGUGGAAGUCAACCUCAACCAGAACCAGAUCUCCCGCAUCUCGGCUGAUGUGGCGACCUGCCAGCGGCUGAAAGUGCUUCGCCUGGAGGAAAACUGCCUGGAGCUUCCAGCCGUGCCAUCCGCCCUCCUCACCUCCUCCAAUGUCUCUCUGCUCACCCUCGAUGGAAACCUCUUUGAGAUGAAGAAAUUUAGAGAGCUGGAUGGAUAUGAGCAGUACAUGGAGAGAUUCACAGCAGCCAAGAAGAAAUUCAACUAGAGUGGGCAGCAGCAGCAUCCUGAUGGCGAUGUCUCAGGCUGCAGGCGGCAGGGUCGGCACAAUGCAGGGAUCUGGGCGACCAGGGGAAGGUGGCAGCACAAUGCCCGAGCAAGCUGCCCCCAAGCCCAGUCGAGAUAACCAGAACAUUACAGAUCCCACUCUCAUUUGACUCCAUGUCUUGCAAGCCCAUGUGUCCCCGACUGUCGUUGUGAAGUGUGCAACAUUGGCUACCAAUAACCGGGAUAACAUUUUAAUGGGCACUCCUGAUCCAGCAUGGUGCACCAGAUUUACACGUUUGCCCCCUCGUUUAUUUUGCCGUGCUGCCAUGUGCUCGCCGAGGACACGAUCGGCGUUGUAGAGCCUGGCUCAAUCCCCUCAUCGCAUCGCAGUCGGCGAGAGGUCAGCCGCGUGACAGUGAGCUGGCCUGCAUAGUCUGUGCCGUGCGUCAUGUGUAAUGAAGAAGCGCUUUGAUCGAUAUAAACAUGCCUGUGGAGAUUGCAAGUGCAGAAAAAUCAAUUCAGAAUUACGUGUAUAUAGCUACUGGAUUGAAUUAAAUUGGUGAGAGAAAUCUUAACUGGAGGCACAUUGGAAUGGUCUCUGCAGCACAAGAAUGUCAGGUUAUCACCUACUGCUGCUCUGAUCGGACCUGUAGACCACAGGAAAUAUAUUUCUCCAGUUACAAUUUUAAAUAAAGACCGAAUGUAAUAUUUUUUUCUGCCUCAGUGUACAUGUAGCAGUGACUAGGGGGCUCAAGUGUGAAUGAGGGGGGCUGUAGAGUUCCCCGUGAGCCUUGGUAAAUAGUGGACCGUGUCCACACCUCAACACACUUCCGGGCACCCAGCUUGAGGACCUGGAAUGGGUUUUUCUGACUUUGCCAAAAGUCUGAUGCUGGUUUGUUACAUUUGCCACAAAAAUGUUGGCGCGCAAGUCUGAAAGGUUUCGCUCUCGCAUCAAAUGUGGUAGCUGUGUAUCUGUAUGCGUGCAUGUAUCUGCUGCAUCGAUCGGUCCGAUCCUGGCACUAAAACCCCUCGAGCAGUUAAAAUGCAAGGUGCCUAUAGGUGGCCGAGGAGCAAGAAGCCCACGCGUUGGGGCUUUUUGGUUGGCACAGGCCCGUCCUGUUUGCUGGAGAUGCUCGGAGUUGUCAUUGUCACGGCUACUCUGCUUACAAUGUAGGGUUGCUACCUUUAUAGUAAAAUCGGUUGCACCAA